Molecule: messenger RNA, 2852 nt
Organism: Epinephelus fuscoguttatus (brown-marbled grouper)
Lineage: Eukaryota; Metazoa; Chordata; Actinopteri; Perciformes; Serranidae
Product: cell surface glycoprotein CD200 receptor 1
Exons: 7
Coding region: 307-1230 (307 amino acids)
Biological process (GO): regulation of neuroinflammatory response
Molecular function (GO): signaling receptor activity
Source: RefSeq, a predicted model, not a curated record
UGAGUGGAAAGCGGUUUGGAGAGAGGGGGGAAGAGACAGAAGGAGGGAGGGAUUAGUUAGUCACAUGUCCUCCAUGUUUCUUUAUCAUGAGGGGUGCAAGGGAUGUUCACUCUGUCUGGAUGGGCUGGUGAACCUGCUCUGCUCAAACCCUCAGCGUCUUUGGGCUACAAUAGAGAAAGCGAAAUUGCCCAGUUUGAUGUUGCUGUAGUUCAGGAGGAAGGAGUGGGUUAAAGGCUUGAUGUGUUUUUACUGGUGUGAGAGGUGCUGCACUUGCCAGUUUAAAGAGGAACCUGAGGACAGCAGGAGAUGAGGGACAUGAUGUGGAUUUAUGCCGCUAGUAUCCUCUUGUUGUCUGAAGUAUGGAGCAUGGAUCAAGGACCUAAUCAAAACUUCACCUCUGCGAACACCAGCACUUCUUAUCCUAAAGGUUUUGUGGUCAGACACUUAACUUUCAACCUGGGGAGCGAAGCUAACCUGACAUGCAGCAAUAAGACAUGGAAUGAGACGAUAUUUGUCACCUGGACUUUAACACUGAAAAAUAAGAAUAAAAUAUGUAGAAUAGCCUUUACCCCUGGAGACACAAGCGACUACUGCAAUGAUGGCAAAUCACUCCAAAACACAUCCAGAGGUCAGUCAUACCUGCAUAUCCCAAACUUCUCAAAUGAUGACGUGGGGGACUACAGGUGUGAGUCAGUUUACAAUGGAGGAGUCGACAUUCAUAUGAUACACGUGAAUAUCACAGUCCCUCCUACUGUAUCAAUGUGGCUGGAGCAUAAGUACAACAAGAUGGUGGCAGUGUGCAGAGCUGCAGGAGGAAAACCUGCUGCCAACAUCAGCUGGAGUCACGCAGGAAACUCAUUGUCUGUGGAAACUAACUCACAUGGAUUUUUAACAGUGGAAAGUCGCCUUGAGCUUCCUGAAGGAAUGGACACAGAAAACCUGAGCUGUGUUGUCAGGCACCAGUACUGGGAAGGAGAAAGGAUUGUAAAACUCCCAAAAGUUUAUGUGCCUCGGCUGUUCAUCAUUGGUGGUGUGGUGAUCAUCGUGUUGUUGGCAGGAGUUUUAUUUUUUAUACAACAGAAACUAAUAUUAUUGAGGCGAUGCAAGAAGUCCGUAACCUCACCAUCCAAACCUCCACCAACAGACGAUGUGGAGGAAGUAGAGCCCUACGCCAGCUAUGUUCAACGUGUGAACUCUAUCUAUAACUCCUCUGCAGAUUUGUUCACAUAAAAUCCUGCACAUGCAUCACAUGCACACUUUUAAAUGCACAUGUCUCUCUGAGAAAGUGCGAGGGCUGUGAAACUGAGAAGUGGUGAAAUAGUAAAGACAGAGGGGAAUGAGAUGAAAGACUUCCGAUAAGAGGGAAGCCUCUCAGUUUAAAUCUGCCUGAGCAAAACUCUCGCCUGAUGGAACAGGGGAUGUACCUGAUGGCACACACUGGCUCCAGUGCAUAGCACUGCAGCCCACUACUCCCUGUGUGGGUGUCAUGGAGAACUUUAAUAAUGACUACAGAUGCAAUGAUUGCUGGACUGGAAAGAACACCACCUUCAGCCAGGCACAACACUCCAAGACUACAGAACUUUUGAUGUGCUGCAAUUGUAUGAUUAUUGCUAUCAUUAAUAUUAUUAUAACACAUAUUUCUAGAUAAACUGUAAAGACAUGCUCACUGUUUAAUGGAUUCUUGCUGAAGUCAACGGAGUAAAUGUCCCAUGUGUAAAACUGCCUCAAGAUAAUGUAGACAAUAUUAUGUAAAAUAUUCAUGUCUCAAUGCAGAAGUGUGUGACUGAGUGUAUUAAACACACAUCUGAACACAUUGCUUUCCGUGUAGCUCUGCAAAAAUAAGAAGAGCACUAAAAAUAGUGCAAAAGAACAAGUGAACAAGGGUGUUGUUUUCAUCAGGCUGAAUUUUACAGUGCUGAUAACAAGUGCUGCAGUUAAAGUGUGACACACAGUCACACUGUUUUCCACUGUGGUUAAUAUCUAAAAAGAUUCCACGUCAAGAUGACUUUUACACCCUUUAUAGACAUGCUUGAACAUGAACUUUCUGUCACCCGACUGAUCAACACUGGGUGGGGCAUUUAUGAAAUGGAGGUUUUUGGGGGUUGUAAAUGUCUGUAAUUUUGUCAAAACUCCUCUGCUAUCUUUAUGUUUUUAUUGGGGUUGACAAAUGCACAUGUUCUAAAUACUGAAAAUGUCCCCCUCCUCCAACAUUUUCACUUUUGCGAUUAAUGAUUAUUAGCCGGGGCCAUCCAAAAAAAAAAAAAAAGUCUCUGAAUUUGGUGCAAUACUUUCAUUAUGAGUGUAAACCCAUUUCUAAAGAAACUGUUAGGAAGUGGAAACUGGAAAAAGAGGACUAUUCUGCCAUCUACUGGUGGACAUCAUCAUGAUCAUGCACUGUAUCACAGUUCAUUUUAAUUUCUUAAAAGUGCUAAUAAUCUCUGCAUUCAUGUAAAUUUGGAGUGCCACUUUUGUGCCUUUUCUGCAGUUUACAGUGGAAACGCUUUUAAUUGUGUCAAGAUAAAAAUCCUGGGCCCUAUACAUAAGCAGUCUUAGUGGGCUCACCAAAAUUUAAUUUAAUUAAAUUUAAUAUUAUUUUAUUUUAUCUUAUUCUAUUUUGUUUAUUCAUUCAAUUUUACAAAGUUAUUUUCUUUUCUUUUUUGGAACCCCUAUUUUCCUUUCUUUGGAAAAAACAUAUAAGGGGUGAGAGGGGCCUCAGGGAGCUUACUUUUUUAAAAAUUAUUUAUAAAGUUCAGUACUUAAACAGAUUUAUUCAGCCAAUGUUAAUUUCGUUCUGGCACUGAUUACUUAAAAAUAAAAAUUGCAAAGAAAACCGAACUUUUCUUGUUAGGCUC